AUGGUCAUGUACUGCCCUGAUUGGAAGGAUGAUCUUCUGGGACUAGGCGCAAUUUCCAGCUUGCGGGGUGCAAAGCAGGAACGAGAGGCUGCGGCAACGCAGCCUGACCCCAUGCAAUCGGAUGUUAUGGAUAGCGUUGUAAGGCGGGUCAGCCGUCAUCUGGAAGCACCACGCCCCGUGGUGGUAUCAGCACCAGCAGUACGCCGCCCGGGCUACCCACGUCCACACCUGGCACCCUUCCUGCCUCGGCUCCCUGGAACGCAGGGUCCAGCGGCCCAGGCACAGUCUCAGCCGUUGCAUUGGCAAAAGGAGCAGCCCAGGCAGGCGGCUUCUUCACAGCCGGGGCAGCCGCCUGCGUCCAGCCAGCCAUGGAAUACCGCUCAAGUGCAGACACCUCCACCGGCUAAUUACACGACAGCCACAGCCAAUCCAUUCUUUGGCACGCAGGAAAUUAGCCUAUCUCCCUUGGCUCUGGCGAAGAGGGAAUCCUACACGGCCGCCAUGACGGACACCAUGGCUGCCGCUGCUCGCCUCAAACAGCAGCAGCCGCAAAGCCACCAACGUGUCUCUGGGAUGACAACCUCGGGUCCUAGGGGAACAGCCACCUCUAUUGGCAGCGCAGGCACCAGCUCCUAUGGCCACCCUACGCCAGCUGUUGCGCAGCCGGGUGACUUGUUCAGCCCCAACGCAGUAGCAGUUGCAUUGGCGCGGCGGCCGACGGAACUCGUUUACCUAUGUGACAUGCCCCAAUGGACUUACCAGAGGCCCAGUCUUUCAGGACUGGAUUUGAUAGUGGCCGCAGGGUCGGGGGCCCCAACGAUGUCUGGUGGAGUUGCCGUGCCCGAUCCAGCAGACGUCACACCGCAGGAGCUGAUGCUGUCGGAGCGCGCUUUGGUCUCGGAUCUACUCCAAGCUUUCUUAGGAUUUAAUAGCCAGCUCAUACGACCGCGGCUGGUGCCGCCCGUCGGCGCAGCCGCGACGGCGGCCACGGGGCCAUGCCUGACGUUCGUAGUGCGGGAGGACCUCGUGCAUGAGACGCUGAGGGAGAGAGUAGCGCCACUGCUGCCCAUUUGCGACUACGUAGCGGCGUUGCAGCGAUUCGUAGAGACACGGUCAGCGCACUGCUACGGGAUGGUUACCCAUGCCCUGGCUGCGGCAUUGCGGGGCUACCUCGAGGACUGGCAGGUCAUGGUGGCUAUGAUGGAGAAUCAGUUGCUGCACGGCGCACUGGACUUGACACGGCUGACUUUCUAUUGUCAGCAGCCCACCGCAGCGCUAGCUGUGCUGGCCGACGUUGCUGCACAGGCCGCCAACGUUGAGCGGACAUCCGCAGGCUUGCUCAACCUGCUCCACGCACGAUACAGUGUAUGUGCGGGUAACGGUCCUGGCCGUUCGCUGCUGCAUCACCUGCUCACCGCCGCGGCAGCGCCGUACUGCGCCUGUCUUGAGCGCUGGCUACGGCACGGUGUGUUGGACGACCCUUACCAUGAGUUCAUGGUGCAGGAAGAUCCGGCGCUGCGUUGUGAUUCGCCUGCGGCAGGAUCCAGCCACUCGGGUGCAGCGAGUCGGGCGUCCUCCUAUUGGAGGGGCCGCUACACGCUGCGGUACGUGCUGCAGUCAGAGACCCGCACCGCCAUGGAGUUGGGCAUGUCGACGCCGGGGCCCAACGCCGCAGCGGCUAAUGCGUCGGGCCCCGCGUCUGUGCCCCCCUCCUUGGAUGUACCCACCUUCAUGUUCCCAUAUCGAGAGCUGAUCCUCCGAACGGGAAAAUAUCAAAACGUUCUACGCGAAUGUGGCCAGCCCGUGGCGCAGCCCGUCAUACCACAAUCCAACAACGCGGCAGCAGUUGGGGCACCAGCAGCCCCUUUGCCGCCGUUGUCAUAUGACCCUGCACAGCCGGGUGGCCUUCAGCUGCAUGUCCGCGCCGCACACGCAGCGGCUAGUACGGCGUUGCUAGGGUUCCUGCUGCGCGGUGGCGGCGCUGGCGGUCGUGCCGGUGGCGCAGGGUUGAUUGCAGUGCUACGAUCAAUUAAGCACUUCUUCCUUUUGGACCAGGGAGAUGUGUUGGUCAGCAUUAUGGAGGUGGCAGAUGAGGAGCUUUGCAAGCCCGCCAAGGCCAUUAACCGUACCCGCCUGCAAUCGCUUUUGGAAAUGGGCGUCAAAAUGUCUUCGGCGGCGUCUGAUCCGCAUGCCGACACUCUUGGUUUUGAAAUGGAUCCCCGGUCUCUGGAGUCUCUGGCAAAGGCAGCAGCACUGGUCACAGCCGGCUUGGAUGCCAGCAGAGCGGCGUCGUUCGCUGGGGCCGUGGGCUCACCGGUCGGCACGCCAGGUCCACAUGGCACAGGCGGGCGGCCGCUGCCCAUGCAGCGCACCCCGGGUGGUAGCCGCUUGUUGGGCCCACGCGACCAGGACCUGCCGGGCUGGGAGCUCUUCCUGCCGACACUCAAGCUGGACUGGCCUGCUACGCUGGUUGUGGGCGGCGAGGAGCUCCUCCAGUACCAACUGCUGUUCAAGCAUCUUUGGGGGCUAAAGCGCGCGGAACGGCAGCUGGAGGCCACGUGGCUGAUGCUACAAGGAACAAAACGAGUGGAAAGGAUGGGAACUCCUACGGAGGGUGUGCAGCAGCGUGCAGCGGACGUGGACCAGGUUAUUGAGAUGCAUCGCGACUUCUUGCGCCGGGCCGCCGGGGGCCUGCUGCUGGACCAGCCGCGUGCGCUGCGCUGCCUGAUUACGCUGCAGCAGAGUGCCGCGGGCUUCACACGCCACAUCUCGGCGCUGUGGGAACGCCUGCAGGCGGGCAUAGAGACCUCGUCCAACGCUACGCAGGUGUCUGCCGCCGACAUCGCCGCGGAGCAGCAGCGUGCUGCUCAGGUGGGUACUGCACUAGAUGAUUUGCAGCGCCUCAUGGGCGAGGCGACGGGGCAAAUCCAGGCCCUGGUGGCGGCAGUGCGAGACCAUUAUGAGGGGCUCAUGACGGGCAACACCGCCAUGGCGGGGACACUCAGCACCGGCGGCAGCUUGCAGGGCGGCGGGCUAUUGGCAGAGUCCACGGAGUCGGGCGGGUGGGAUCUGGAGGCUUUGCAAAACCUCGCAGACAGACUGGACUUUGGCCGGCCAGCAGCUGGCACGCUGGGUGCCGUGCUUGCGGAGAUGACUGGGCGCCACUGAUGCAUGGCAACCUUACCUGCGGAGGGUAUUGUUAAGGCUGGCUACAGCAUGUGGUGCAGGCUGACUAAUUUACUGGGACUGGGGUGACACAUGGGGUCGAGCUCGAAGAAGAUCGUACAGAGUGGUAGCAUUACUACCGCCUAUGAAUGCGCUUGCAAAGGGAUAGGAUUAUGAUGGAAGCAGCUUGACAUCCUAUCCUGCGUCUUGCCGUGCUGGGUUGGAAUGGAGCAUCCGAACUCAGUAUGUCAAAUCACCUCCGAUCGG
This is a messenger RNA of Volvox carteri f. nagariensis, 3432 nucleotides long. RefSeq names its product gamma tubulin interacting protein (gene gcp2). The record is from RefSeq and is a predicted model, not a curated record. The coding region runs from base 1 to 3168 and encodes 1055 amino acids. Gene Ontology annotation, biological process: spindle assembly; microtubule nucleation; meiotic cell cycle. NCBI's taxonomy places the organism in Eukaryota, Viridiplantae, Chlorophyta, Chlorophyceae, Chlamydomonadales, Volvocaceae. Gene Ontology annotation, molecular function: microtubule minus-end binding; gamma-tubulin binding. Gene Ontology annotation, cellular component: gamma-tubulin small complex; equatorial microtubule organizing center; spindle pole. The transcript is spliced from 18 exons.